Messenger RNA from Spizellomyces punctatus DAOM BR117, 885 nucleotides. RefSeq lists its product as uncharacterized. The transcript has a single exon. Lineage: Eukaryota; Fungi; Chytridiomycota; Chytridiomycetes; Spizellomycetales; Spizellomycetaceae. Bases 63 to 746 code for a protein of 227 amino acids. Gene Ontology annotation, molecular function: protein N-terminal-serine acetyltransferase activity; protein-N-terminal-alanine acetyltransferase activity. The record is from RefSeq and is a predicted model, not a curated record.
CAUGCUUUAAACCUCACCGUCAAAAUGACCUUCUCCAGAGCACUGCAUCGGCCGAAAAAGAUAUGCAGUCCGAAGAACCAAAGUUUGUCGUCCAACCUUUCCAUAACUGGAAUGGCAGCUGUACGUUGUUCGAACCAGUUCAGCUCGAAGGUCCACGCCUUCGACUGACGCCGACGACCGCGGACGACCUACCGGAGCUGUAUUCGCUAUCUCAUAAUCAGGGACAGAACGUAUUCGAACACUUUCCGUGGGGACCAUUUGAAAGUGUUGAAGAGUUUGAGCGUUUUCACCUGGGACCAAAACUGUUGGGAAGUCCCAAUGCCAUGAUGUUUACUGUGUGGCUAUUGCCACACGGUGACAAUAAAAACGAGGAGCUUAAGCGCAUCGGGGUCUUUGGAUAUAUCAACAUUGUUCCACAGCACAAGAAUAUCGAAAUUGGACCUGUUUGGUUGAAUCCCGGUACGCACGGUGCUGGGUUCGCUACAGAGGCAGGUUACCUCCUAAUUCGACACGCUUUCGAGAAUCUACAGUAUGUUCAUGUUGAAUGGAGAGCACAUCAUCUCAAUGUCGCCUCCAGGCAAUGUGCUGCAUCGAUAGGAUUCCAGCAAGAUGGAUAUUUGAGAAAGCACAUGUUGUUGCACGGGCAAUGGCGCCAUACUGUGAUUCUAACGAUCACGGACGAUGAUUGGAAGGAGGGAGUGAAAGAUAGACUUGAAGUAAAACUGUUAGCCAAGCUGCGGAACUGAGUAAUUUGUCUUAGAGGCUCACUUUAUACCGACUAGUUUUGGACAUCAGAUGUAGAGCAAUGGGUCUAAUAAAAUACCAAAGUCCGCAAAUGUUCUACAAUAGUCAAUAGACCCGGAUAAUGGGCUCCAUGCAGCAGUA